This is a messenger RNA of Synchytrium microbalum, 336 nucleotides long. RefSeq lists its product as uncharacterized. Gene Ontology annotation, molecular function: protein-macromolecule adaptor activity. The transcript is spliced from 3 exons. The coding region runs from base 1 to 336 and encodes 111 amino acids. NCBI's taxonomy places the organism in Eukaryota, Fungi, Chytridiomycota, Chytridiomycetes, Synchytriales, Synchytriaceae. Gene Ontology annotation, cellular component: elongin complex. The record is from RefSeq and is a predicted model, not a curated record. Gene Ontology annotation, biological process: ubiquitin-dependent protein catabolic process.
AUGACAGAUACAGUCAAACUAAUCAGCUCAGAUGGCUUCGAGUUUGUUAUUGAUCGUAAAUGCGCCAUGGCUUCUGGAACGCUGAAAAACAUGUUGUCAAGUCCAGGCACGUUAUUUGUGACAUUGAUGGUGUUGGAGGAAGAGCGCCAAUUCACGGAAUCCAUUCAAAAUGAAAUCAGGCUUCGAGACAUGAAGGCUAUCAUCGUCGAAAAAGUAUGCAAAUACCUGUAUUAUAAAGUGAAGUACUCGAAUGCUACAUCGGAUAUCCCACCAUUCCCAAUGGAGAAUGAUUUGGCUCUUGAAUUGCUCAUGGCUGCUGAUUUCCUGGAUGUAUAA